AUGCGGUCCAUCUUGGCGGCUUUGCCGUCUGUUCUCUGGCUUCUUUCGAGCACCUGCCAAGCCAAUCCGCUAAAGACUUACGACUUCGGUUCCAGAGUUGCUCAAGAUGCAGACCUCGACACUUUGAACGAGACGCUUUGGCGACGCGUUCGCGUGCCAGGAGGCACAGGUAGCAAUGCCCCUCCUCCAGUUGACCAGAUCUUCUUGUUUGGGCCGAGUAACAUGGCCGGAGGCUGCACAAGCAGAAAAGACGGUCUCCAAGAUUGGGUGGACGACUCCAGACGGAUUCACGAUGCGAUUGAGCAACUCUACGGAAUGGUCACGAAGCCGAGCGUGGCCAAGAUGUGGGAGGCGUUCUUUGGCAUCUUCAUGUGGAUCAACCCCAACACGAACCAAUUCGAAGUACAUCCGGACUCGAGAGACAGGUGGAAUGCCAUUGGAGACCACAUCGCCCGCAUAACCCAGUUUCUGGACGGAAAUGGACUGCGGGAGCCAGUCGUCGCUGGAGAGGUGCCUCGUAUCUACUGCUCUGGGGACGCGGGCCAGCUCGUCGGGUGGGACACAAUUCUGAAAGACGAGAAUGGGAACGAGGUGGAAAGGGGCACUGAUCCGGUGACGGGGCAGAAGCAAUACGUGAGCCUCAGGCAAGUAUACCCGAGCAACGGUCAGUAUGCCUUUUGGAUGGACUCCUUCAAGGGCUACUGGUUUUCGGCCGUCAGGCAAGGGCAGGAUAUCAGCUUGUGCCCAGCUGGAGGCCGCCAGGCUGCAACAGGAAGACCCGCCGUGCCUCCGCUUCGAGGCUUGAAUGUCAAACUCGCGCAGGCGAACAGGGGCAUCAUCGUCUGUCCGAGGGCGUGGCAGCGGACAGUUGGACAGCCCCAUGGACAGCCUUCUCUCCUGCAGGCGGUUGGGGGAGCCAACUACCCCAAGGGCGACGGCAGCACCGGGGAGUUGUUGGAUCGGUUGGCGCCGAUGAGCACGACGCUUUAUCACGAGAUUGUGCAUUUGACCGACUACAACAAGCAGACCUCAAAGCCCGAUCAAUAUGAUUUGAACGCCAUUCUCAGGAUGGCUUACAGCUCCAAUGACGCAGACAAGACGGCCGUCCCUCACAACCCAGAGACGUACGUCUUCUUCGGUAUAGCGGCUUAUGUCUACUUGAAUCCUCCUCAGAGCCAGGACACUGUUUUGUAUGUAGGCGGAAAGUCUGCUACGGAGACUGCUGUUUGGGCUGAGAUUUCGCGGAAGAGGCAGCAGGGUCCUUAAGCUGUGUUGAAGUGUAGGCUU
Molecule: messenger RNA, 1287 nt
Organism: Trichoderma citrinoviride
Lineage: Eukaryota; Fungi; Ascomycota; Sordariomycetes; Hypocreales; Hypocreaceae
Exons: 3
Coding region: 1-1266 (421 amino acids)
Source: RefSeq, a predicted model, not a curated record